Messenger RNA from Sturnus vulgaris (Common starling), 3365 nucleotides. It is a transcript of the gene GAD1, whose product is annotated as glutamate decarboxylase 1. Gene Ontology annotation, biological process: GABA biosynthetic process. Gene Ontology annotation, cellular component: cytoplasm; presynaptic active zone. Lineage: Eukaryota; Metazoa; Chordata; Aves; Passeriformes; Sturnidae. Gene Ontology annotation, molecular function: pyridoxal phosphate binding; glutamate decarboxylase activity. The record is from RefSeq and is a predicted model, not a curated record.
CUCAUGCCUGCGUCGAAGCAGAUCAACCGGCGAUUCACGCUUUUAAAAAAGCAAAUCCGAGCACUUCUGGAAAAAAAGGUCAUCUUGCAUUAAAUUCCGUGGCGCGAUUGGUAUUCCGACGUCGUUUCUGGCAGAGUUUAUAAGCGGCGGGUCGCUCCCAGGCUAGAGUCGCCCUGCCAACCUGGACUACGCCAAUAAGAGUGUCCGCUCGCCCCCUCGCAAAUUCCUUGCUGCCCACCCCUCAGGAAUAUCGACGAAAUACGAGCUCCGAGGACUGGGGCUUUUGUGAAGGGAUGGCUUCCUCUGCUCCCUCGUCCUCCAACGAUGCUCCGGACCCCACCCCGCCUAAUCUGCGACCCACAACUUACGACUCGUGGUGCGGCGUGGCUCACGGGUGCACCAGGAAGAUCGGGCUGAAGAUAUGCGGGUUCCUGCAAAGGACCAACAGCCUGGAAGACAAGAGCCGGAUCGUCAGCUCUCUGAAGGAAAGGCAGUCCUCCAAGAGCCUGCUGGCAUGUGAGAACAGUGAGAAAGAAUCCAGGUUCCGGCGCACCGAGACAGACUUUUCCAAUCUGUAUGCCAGAGAUUUGCUGCCCUCCAAGAAUGGUGAGGAGCAGACCAUGCAGUUCCUGCUGGAGGUUGUGGACAUCCUCCUCAACUACGUGAGGAAGACUUUUGACAGAUCCACCAAAGUGCUGGACUUCCACCACCCGCACCAACUCCUGGAGGGCAUGGAGGGCUUCAACCUGGAGCUUUCGGACAACCCUGAGUCUCUGGAGCAGAUUCUGGUGGACUGCCGGGACACACUGAAAUACGGAGUAAGGACAGGUCAUCCUCGCUUUUUCAAUCAGCUGUCCACAGGAUUGGACAUUAUUGGCUUGGCUGGAGAGUGGCUGACAUCUACUGCUAAUACAAACAUGUUUACCUAUGAAAUUGCCCCUGUUUUUGUCCUUAUGGAACAAAUAACACUUCGAAAGAUGAGGGAGAUUAUUGGAUGGUCAAAUAAAGAUGGUGAUGGCAUAUUCUCUCCUGGAGGAGCAAUCUCCAACAUGUACAGCAUAAUGGCUGCACGCUACAAGUAUUUCCCUGAAGUUAAAACCAAAGGCAUGGCUGCAGUUCCUAAACUGGUUCUCUUUACCUCAGAGCAUAGUCACUACUCAAUAAAGAAAGCUGGAGCUGCUCUCGGAUUUGGAACAGACAAUGUUAUUUUGAUAAAAUGCAAUGAAAGAGGCAAAAUAAUACCAGCUGAUUUGGAGGCAAAAAUUCUGGAAGCAAAAGAAAAGGGUUACGUUCCUCUUUUUGUAAACGCGACUGCAGGCACAACAGUCUAUGGAGCCUUUGAUCCAAUACAGGAGAUUGCAGAUAUAUGUGAAAAAUACAACCUCUGGCUCCAUGUAGAUGCUGCGUGGGGAGGUGGGCUCUUAAUGUCCCGAAAGCACCGUCAUAAACUGAAUGGAAUAGAAAGAGCCAACUCAGUCACUUGGAAUCCACACAAGAUGAUGGGUGUGCUGUUACAAUGUUCUGCCAUUCUUGUCCGGGAGAAGGGUAUCCUUCAAGGCUGCAAUCAAAUGUGUGCAGGCUAUCUCUUCCAGCCAGACAAACAGUAUGAUGUCUCCUAUGACACUGGAGAUAAGGCAAUACAGUGUGGUCGACAUGUGGACAUUUUCAAAUUCUGGUUGAUGUGGAAAGCAAAGGGUACAGUAGGAUUUGAAAAUCAGAUCAAUAAAUGCCUGGACCUGGCAGAAUAUCUCUACACUAAAAUCAAAAACAGAGAAGAAUUUGAGAUGGUUUUUGAAGGGGAGCCAGAGCAUACAAAUGUAUGUUUUUGGUAUAUUCCUCCAAGUCUCAGGGGCAUGCCAGACUCUGAUGAGAGAAGAGAAAAGUUACACAGGGUGGCACCAAAAAUCAAGGCACUGAUGAUGGAAUCAGGUACCACCAUGGUUGGAUAUCAGCCCCAGGGCGAUAAAGUCAACUUCUUCCGAAUGGUCAUCUCAAACCCAGCAGCAACUAAGUCUGACAUUGACUUCCUCAUUGAGGAAAUUGAGAGAUUGGGGCAGGACCUGUAGUGGUUUAAAUAUUUAUUUCUCUAAUUCAUUGUUUUCCACCACUGGCUAUGUUUUAAACCCAGUUCUGCAGAACAUGUUUUAAGGAAAUUCUCCUUCUGUAAGUUCCAGUCUCCUAAGACAACCUUAAACAAAACAACUACAGGCUACUGAAAUAUAGAAGUAUUGGUAGAUCAUAUUGAGGGAAAAUAUAUUAUCUUGAAGUUGAAGUACUAUUGACUCUUACAUUAGUCUUGUUUAUUGUAGACAGCAGAAAAUUAAUAAGUAUUAAAAUAGCAAAUUAAGAACUCUGCACAGUAUAUAUGUACAGUAUAAAUAAAUAUAUAUAAUUAUAUAUAUACAUACAUAUAUAUAUAUAUAAAGUGGUUAUAAAAUUAGAUCUAAGCCACAGCAUGUUUUCCACUUUAAGAAAAUUAAGUUUUCCUUCAACAACUUUGAUGUGGAUAAUGUGCUACAAGUUUUUCUGCCAGACAGAAAUAGACAUAUAGAAACAUUUCUAAAAUGUAGAUUCUUAGGAGCUAAAGACAAAUGCAUAACAGUAUUAGAUCUUAUUGUUGGUGCUUUUCUCACAUACAAAACAGCAAUCUCUAAGAGCACCUUUGAGUAAAAUAGUUGUACUUGCCCUUUAGUGUCAAAUCAGGGGAUGACAGUAGCACAGUCAUUGUAACAGGUAUAUUAUUGCUGUAUUUUUAGAGGUUAAUUUGUGUAGAUUGUGUACAUUAUUGUUAAAUGACUUUGUGUAAAAGGAUUUAAAUGUAAUAGUUUUACAGCAAGAUAACUGUUUGAUUGUAGGUAUCUGAAAUAUUUGCUUAUUUAUAUGCAGAGAUUUACCAUGCUGAAGAGUUGUCUUGUAUUUUCUUCCGUUUGUAAUGUAACCUAUUUAUAUAUUAUUGAAGUUCUAAAUAAUGUUUAUGGUAUUUUAGUGUCUUUGUGAGCCAAAGAAAGAAUACGAAAAUAUUAGUUGACACUUUCAUUUAAAUCCUAGUGCCCUUAAAGUAAUAACUCACAGAUAAUUUUACUGAAGAUAAGGAGUUCUGACAUUGUGUAUAGACUACCAAACGAUGGGAUCCCUUUAAUCUAUUAGAAUUAUUAGAAAUUUCAGUUUUAUUCAUUGUAACGUCAGACUGUCUGUUAAGUGUUCUGAAUGCUUUUCUAGUGAAUAUUGAUUGCUAACCAAGGCCCCUGUUUUUGAGUUUGAUUUCAGGACUGACCUGUGUGACCAUUUAAACUAAAUUCUGUGGGAGUUUUAACCAGUAUAAUUCUUUUAGUGAAGUGGAAUUCACUAUAUUUUUUGGAGCUUAU